This is a messenger RNA of Aegilops tauschii subsp. strangulata, 438 nucleotides long. NCBI's taxonomy places the organism in Eukaryota, Viridiplantae, Streptophyta, Magnoliopsida, Poales, Poaceae. The record is from RefSeq and is a predicted model, not a curated record.
CGCGCGGAUCAGAGCGGAGCGGCGAUGGAGGCGGUGAAGAGCCUCCUGAAGCCGAAGCCGACGCCGCAGCAGCAGCUGCGCGAGUGGCAGCGCCGCCUCCGCAACAAGGGCCGCAACAUCGAGCGCCAGAUCCGAGACGUGCAGAAGGAGGAGAAGAAGGUGGAGAAGGCCAUCCGGGACGCCGCCAAGCGCGGCGACAUGGGAUCCGCCGAGGCGCUGGCAAAGGAGCUGGUGCAGUCGAGGAAGGCGGUCAACCGCCUCUAUGAGAACAAGGCCCAGCUCAAUUCCAUAUCCAUGCACCUCGGCGAGAUCGCGCUGGCCAAGGAGCUGGUGCAGUCCAGGAAGGUGGUCAACCACCUCUACGAGAACAAGGCCCAACUCAACUCCAUCUCCAUGCACCUCGGCAAGAUCCUCGCAUUACUCGACUUGUUGUUGUGA